AUGAUAACAAUAGCGGCGAAGAAGAACAGACGGAGAAGGCUGCAGGGAAGAGAAAGACUAAACAGCUUAAGCUGCAAAAGACUUGUUGUUCAGAUGACUAAUCAAACGGUGGUGAGACUUCCUCCUGCAAAGAAGGUUGCGAAGACUCUAAUGCUCUCAACCUCAAUGAAAACUAGGGCUAGCCGUGGAAAUGCUACCGAUCCUCAAAGCCUCUAUGCAAGGAAAAGAAGGGAGAGGAUAAACGAGCGGCUAAGGGUUUUGCAAAACCUCGUCCCUAAUGGAACAAAGGUCGAUAUUAGCACGAUGUUGGAGGAAGCAGUACAAUAUGUCAAAUUUUUGCAGCUCCAAAUUAAAUUAUUGAGCUCUGAUGAUCUAUGGAUGUACGCGCCCAUAGCUUACAACGGGAUGGACAUUGGCCUUGAUAUGAAACUCAACUCACUCAUAUAA
Messenger RNA from Thlaspi arvense, 447 nucleotides. The record is from the annotation of a GenBank genome assembly. NCBI's taxonomy places the organism in Eukaryota, Viridiplantae, Streptophyta, Magnoliopsida, Brassicales, Brassicaceae.